ACAAUGAUUAAAAAUAUGUAUGCCGUUUGUGUUGUAUGACUGCAAUUGACAAUAACAACCAACCGGUUCUUAAAUUAUUUUAAAGUAAUAAUUUUACGUAAUUGCUCGUAUAAUUAUUUAUUUAUUCACUUAUAUCAACCUGAACAACGUCUAAAAAGAUUUCAAAGAUGGAAGAAACUAAAGAAGAUGCCCUGAUUCGCAUUCGCUUCCUGGCAAGCAUUACACAAAAUUCCGCUCCUCCCCACUGCCAUCCAAUCACCAUCCUCCUCAUCACUCUCUCCAUCGGAAUCAUUUUCGUCGGCAUGACGAUGACCAUCGUGGCGCACUGGCCUGGCAGUGUUUCUGUCGGCUUUGACCCCCUCAGCAUUCCAGGACCCAUCAUUCUGGCCCUCGGAGGAGCUCUCCUCAUCUGCACCAUCCUCCUUAUCUGGUACUUCAACACCAAGGAAAAAGAUCGGAAAAAAAAGAAGCUGCUCAAUUUCGCACUGCAAAAAUCGAACCUGAACGUUUCGUCAUCAUCAUCGAAACAUCAUCACCAUUACCUCCACCGAUCUCUAGAAUUUGAACCGACGACACGGAAAUCACAAAUCGAGUCACAAGUAGGAGAAGAUGAACCGGAUGUUCGUCUGCUGCACGACUACGGGGAUGAUGGGGCUGACGGAGGGACUGCCACGACAACAAACGAUGGAAUGUAUCGUUCACCCGCCUCCACAAAUGAAACCUCAUCUUCGCCACAAGAUGACACCAUCCCAGAACCAAUAAGAAGCCAUUCUAAAAUUCCAAAAAAGAGUGGAAAAAAGAAAGAAAGAAUAAUUUCCGAAAUGCCAGAAACAACUGAAGUUGGGGAAUGGGAAGAGGAUCCAGAUAGCGGCGAUGCUGCUCAUCACAAAGUCUUCAAAACAACAACAACAACAACAACAACAACAGUCAAACAGACUAAAAAGAAGAAAAUUAACACAAACUAUUCUAGAGACAACGUGCUGGCCAACUUCGAAAGUAAGCAAUCGCAGGAAGUCGGAGGGACCGGGCAGCGACCAGUGGAUGAUGUUGAACGUUCCGUCAGGGUUCAAGUGAAGGUUCCUCCUGGAACCAACGUCAACAUCCGCAACCUUUAAUCAACAUUUAUUGUUAAACUAUUUUCAAGUUAAUUAAUGAGCGCGGAUUCCGGUACAGGGUUUUUCAAAUUUUUUAAAGCAUUAAAUUAUGAAGUCAGAAUGAAGACGAGAAACAAACCAGGGAAUAUACAAAUAAAAGAACUAUUUCAUUAAUAAAUUAUAUUAUUCAUAUAUGUGUAUAUCGGUGAAUGUAUUUAUUCAUAAGAUAUUUAUCUGCCAGUGACUGCAUGUGUGCCACUUUACUUGUUUGUGCGUGCGUGCGUCUAUUUGUUUGUCAAAGCAUCAAUCAGUGUUGUCAAAGUGUUGAAAUUGCAUUUUGAAAAAUUGAUUUUAUAAGGAAUAUUUUAAUUUAUUUGUAUUGAAA
Molecule: messenger RNA, 1479 nt
Organism: Helobdella robusta
Lineage: Eukaryota; Metazoa; Annelida; Clitellata; Rhynchobdellida; Glossiphoniidae
Exons: 2
Coding region: 168-1115 (315 amino acids)
Source: RefSeq, a predicted model, not a curated record